Acomys russatus (golden spiny mouse) is the source of this 1304-nucleotide messenger RNA. It is a transcript of the gene C1qtnf12, whose product is annotated as C1q and TNF related 12. The coding region runs from base 270 to 1196 and encodes 308 amino acids. The transcript has 8 exons. The record is from RefSeq and is a predicted model, not a curated record. Gene Ontology annotation, biological process: negative regulation of gluconeogenesis; positive regulation of insulin receptor signaling pathway; positive regulation of D-glucose import across plasma membrane. Gene Ontology annotation, molecular function: hormone activity. NCBI's taxonomy places the organism in Eukaryota, Metazoa, Chordata, Mammalia, Rodentia, Muridae.
GGUCUCUGGAGCCCUAGGAGCCUCACAGGCCUGGGAAGGAGGGAGGGCUCAUUUGGUGGUGGGGACGCCUGCAUGGGCACUGAGCAGGAGGGGAGGCCGCCAAGACAUUAGCUCUCUGCCGCGCUCUGGCUCGUCCUGUAGACAAGCACCAGCGGCAGCUGGGCUCACCCCUGAGCCUCACCCUGCGCAGGGGCUCUGAAUGUCGCCGCCCCCAUGAGAACACUGGCCUGGCCUCCUAUCCUUGAGCCUCUGCUUGCGGAGACUGAGCCAUGUGGGUCUGGGCCUGGGCUGCUGGAGCCCUGCUCUGGCUACAGACCGCAGGAGUCCGGGCGCGGCAGGAACCCAAGAAGCCUCGGCAGCUGGCUGUGCGUGUGGAGUCCCCCAAUAUUACCACAUCCAACCACGAGGGAUUGCCAGGCUCCUUCAAGCCACCAGAAGCCUCUGGGCCUGAGCUCUCAGAUGCCCACAUGACGUGGCUGAACUUUGUCCGCCGGCCAGAUGAUGGGGCCUCUCGGAAACGGUGCCGUGGCCGGGACAAGAAGUCGCGAGGUUUCUCGGGUCUCCCAGGGCCCCCGGGACCCCCUGGCCCUCCUGGUCCCCCUGGCUCCCCUCGUGUGGAAUUCACCCCAGAGGCCUUGCUGCAAGAAUUUCAAGAGAUGCUAAAAGAGGCCGCGGAACUUCGAUUCUCAGGGCUACCAGACACAUUGUUACCCCAGAAACCCAGCCAGCAGCUGGUGGUUGAAGCCUUCCACUGCCGCUUGAAAGGCCCUGUGCUGGUGGACAAGAAGACGCUGGUGGAGCUAAAAGGAUUCCAGGCCCCUACUACCCAGGGUGCCUUCCUGCGAGGAUCUGGCCUGAGCCUGGCCUUGGGCCGAUUCACAGCCCCAGUCUCUGCCAUCUUCCAGUUUUCUGCCAGCCUGCACGUGGACCACAGUGAACUGCAGGGCAGAGGCCGGUUGCGUACCCGGGACAUGAUCCGUGUCCUCAUCUGUAUUGAGUCCCUGUGUCAUCGCCACACGUCCCUGGAGGCUGUAUCAGGCCUGGAGAGCAACAGCAGGGUCUUCACGGUGCAGGUUCAGGGACUGCUGCAGCUGCAGUCUGGACAGUAUGUCUCUGUGUUCGUGGACAACAGUUCUGGGGCAGUCCUCACCGUCCAGAACAGCUCCAGCUUCUCCGGACUACUUUUGGGGACAUAGGGGAGCUGAAGAGACAACUGAGGAGCCAACACCUUGCUUCCUAGAGGAGCUGAAAAGGACUGCUUUCCAGUUAAUAGCCUUCAUAGCAAUAAAGAACUCCAGACUUUU